Molecule: messenger RNA, 1249 nt
Organism: Aricia agestis (brown argus)
Lineage: Eukaryota; Metazoa; Arthropoda; Insecta; Lepidoptera; Lycaenidae
Exons: 2
Coding region: 122-1165 (347 amino acids)
Source: RefSeq, a predicted model, not a curated record
UUUUUUUUGAAAUUGAUAUUUUUGUAAGACAAACUAUACAAUAAAGAUAAAAAAUACUAAUGGAAUAAAAGAAUUAGUGUGGUUUUAUGUUCAUCAAGUCUAUCAGAAAAAAUUAAGCUAAAUGUUGCGAUGGGGCUCCGACGUAAUCUUCUUCAGAGUGAUCUGCGUGUGCCUGAUAACAGUCGCCUUUAUAUUUGCUCUCAUUUUGACUAACGAAUUUGUAGAUAUUGAUAGUUUCCUCAUGUUUAAAACUCUGAACAAGCAAGAAGGUGUCGGAAGAGUUGAUAAUGAAGCUAAAUAUAAUCUGUGCCAUAAGAACUCUCGUGACAGAAGUAUUAUCUAUAGAUCCAAAAGAUCUUCUAUUGAUCCCUCUGAAGGUAGCUUUAAAUUGAUAUACAAGAAUAAAAACAUUAGGAACAAUGAGAAAAGCAACUCAGAAAAUGCGGUAGAUUUGCUCCAACUUAAUUUAAAAACAAAUGAGCAGCUCGGUGAAAACACCACAACUUGGAAGGCAUUGGUCAAGCUUAGGUCUAAGAGGCAAGUGAAUUACGGUGAGGGUACAACUACAAAGACAAUUAAUAACAAUGCUAACGCAACCGUAGAGGGAAAUCGACAUAUUGAUAUAGAAAUAAAAACACAUUUCGAUAGUAAAACCACAGACGCUGGAAGAAAACAGUUUAUUAGUCACUUGAUAGAUAAAAUACGACAAGCACUGCGCUCCGAUACUGAAGUAAUAAGUAAUCAAAUAGAAAAUGAGCCUCAUUUCAAGAUUCGAGAGCAAGAUCCAAUAGUUGUUACUAAAAAUAUUAUAUUCGAUUCGAAGAAUUUUCGUCAAGCUGAUAAUGCUGACCUUGGAAAAAUAGAUAUUCGAUAUAAAAAACCCAAAUUCAAACAUGUGAAAACAGCUGAACGAAAUAAUAAAUACAUCAAAGAUUUUCAAAAUUCAUUAGGAAGAAGAUUUCAAAAACCAAUAGCUGAUAAUGCAGAAAUCGAUCAUAUUAAUUCUGAACUAUAUUUCAGCAAUAGUUUAUCUUUGUUAUCUAAUAAUAUAGUCGGCGCAGGCGAUGGCUACUAUGAUCAACACUUGCACAGCUCAUCGGUACAAAAAUCACGAUAUAACGAGUUGGACGAUGUUAUUAAAGUGUACCAUGACACUAUUAUAUAGUUGUAUAUUGUAUUUGUGAAACUUGUAAAUAUUUUAAAUUAUUAAAGAUGGUUCUGUAUAAGUACGAUUUCAUUAUUCAAGACU